This is a messenger RNA of Stegodyphus dumicola, 1313 nucleotides long. RefSeq lists its product as uncharacterized. Gene Ontology annotation, molecular function: histone binding; chromatin binding. The record is from RefSeq and is a predicted model, not a curated record. Gene Ontology annotation, cellular component: PRC1 complex; nucleus. Gene Ontology annotation, biological process: negative regulation of DNA-templated transcription. NCBI's taxonomy places the organism in Eukaryota, Metazoa, Arthropoda, Arachnida, Araneae, Eresidae.
CCUCCCUGACAGACUGACAAGAACGUCGUUGUGCCUGUACUUCCGAGAGAUUAUCUUGCUGGGAAGUUAUCUUCAUCGUGUAUGAGACGACGUUAUUUCUUGAAUUUAAAACUAUAAUUAUUUAAGCACAUCGGGAAUGCAACAACCUGAAAAUACAUGGUGCAAUAGUUAUGCUAAUAAUUGUAUAUAGUGAUCUUUUAAUAGUUAUUUAUAACGAAAUGAAUUCUUAUCCCUCAAAAAUGUGUAAUAGUUGUGGGAAAAUAAUUAUUAGCGAGAGUGAACUGAGGAAUAUGCAACAAACGUUGUUUUACCCUUUCAUUCACAACGGAGAGCUGGUUUUGGAGGUAGAAUGUGGCGCGAAUAUCGGUUGGCUCUUCAUAUCUAGACUUUGCCAAGGGUCGAAAGGUGCUUCGAUCUUAUUCCAGAACAUAUGGUUCACGCCAAAUGAGUUUCAGUUCAUAAGUGGAAGAGAAACUGCAAAAGACUGGAAGAGAAGUAUCCGUCAUAAGGGCCGAAGUCUCAAACUUCUCAUGACUAAAGGAUUUUUCAACUUCCAUCCUUCUAUUUGUAUUUGUAAAGGCAUUUUGACGAAAAUUAAUCGAGAUAAGCUGUCGGAAAGAUGGAUGUCGAUUCAAGAUAGCCUACAUUGUGGAAAUCCUAUGAAGCAUGGGAUCUCAGAUCAGAGCCAUACUGAUGUUAGCGGGCACGAAGCUCAUGGAAAGGAAGAAAGCGCAUUGGAAUCCCUCCAAAAAUUUUGCGAAGUGGAUCUUGAGUUGCUAAAUCGAAAUCAGAGGGAACAACCAGGUAGUUCCAGUAUUCGAAAGAUGGAUGUCAGUCGUAAACAGAACAACGAAAAUAUUAGUCCAGAACCGAAAAAAGAAAGCCGAUUGACAUCUAUUAUUGACCAAUUGAGAAUCAGUAAAACAAAAGACGCUGGGCAGUCAUACUCGGUUAAUAAACAGAGUGGCAAGCCUAAUUCAAACAGCCCUUGGACACAGCAACCAGAAAACAGCGGUAAGUUUCAAACUGCUCUAGAAUUUGUUUACCUAUUAGCGAUGCUUUUAACUGUUUGUAUAAAACCGUGGGUUGUGACAACCAAAGGUACAGCAACAGCAAUUUUUCACGAUGUCGAGUUAUCAGACUUCUGCGAUGAGGUCGUGAACUCAAAGGUGGGUGUUGGAGUUGAAAGGUGUCUCAAAAUCUUCCGAUUUCGAAGGUCGAUGCCCAAAGUUUGCUCAGCUCAUCCAAAUGUUAAUUUUCUCUAUAGGAAUGGCUCUCCACAGUGCCCACUCAUGAUCAGAGAAGACUAUUAA